ACACAGAUGAUAAGUCCAUUAAGCUUCGAUUUGGGCCAAUUUAUUUUCGGAAGGCAUUUUCGUAAUUUUUAAGGCGAAGAAAGGCCAUUUUUAUUGAUUUUGAAGGCUACAGAUCACCGAUUCGAGUUGAGGCUAUUCUUCAACGAUGAUUAUGUUCAUUAAGCACCGAUUUGGGCGGAUUUAUUCUGGGUGAAUUUUUGGCAGAUUCCAAAGGGGUACCAUCACAGAUUUCAGGCGAUUUUUCCGAAAUGCCAUUUUCUUUCGAUUCUGGAGGCUGCAGAUCACGAAAUCAGGCCGAGGCUAUUCUCCACUAGUAAUGAAGUCUAUUGAUCCUAUUCUCCACGGAUGACUAGUGCAUUAUGCACAGAUUUGGGCCAAUUUAUUUUCGAAUGACAUUUUCGUAAUUUUUUAAGCGACUAUAGGCCAUUUUCUUUGGAUUUUGAAGGCUACAGAUCAUGGAUUUGAGUUGAGACUAUUCUUCAACGAUGAUUAAGUUCAUUAAGCACCGAUUUGGGCGGAUUUAUACUGGGUCAAUUUUGGGCAGAUUCGAAAGGGGUACCAUCACAGAUUUCGGGCGAUUUUUCCGAAAUGCCAUUUUCUUUCGAUUCUGGAGGCUGCAGAUCACGGAAUAAGGCCGAGGCUAUUCUCUACCACUAAUGAAGUCUACUGAUCCUAUUCUCCACGGAUGAUAAGUCUAUUAAGCGCCAAUUUUGGUCAAUUUUUUUUGGCUGGCAUUUUCAUAAUUUUUGGGCGAUUUAAGACCAUUUUCUUUGCAUUUUGAAGGUUAUAGAUCACGGAUUAGGCCUGAGGCUAUUCUUCAAAGAUGAUUAAGUCCAUUAUUCACAGAUUUGGGCGGAUUUAUUCUAGGUCAAUUUUGGCAUAUUCAAAAGAGAUACCAGCACAAAUUUCGGACGAUUUUCUCUAAAUGCCAUUUUCUUUCGAUUCUUGAUGUUGUAGAUCACGAAAUCAGGCCAAGGUUAUUCUCCGGCAUUAAUGAAGUCUAUUGAUCCUGACUCACUUCUACUGUUACUCCAGGAAUUGGCCAAGUGAAACCACUUCCUAAAGCGUAGUAUAGCGGGUUUGGGUUUAAUUAUCAACCCGGGUCCUAGAUCUGAUGACUACUCAGUGAAUUCUUGUUAUCUAGCAAUGAAACUGGCAUGCAAGUCUAAACUCUCAAACUAACAAAGCAAGUAAACGGUUGUAUUCAGGUUAAGAGAGGUCACCCGGAUAUGGUUCCCCCUAGACUGCAGUUAAGCCGGAUUGUAAUUACCAAGUUCAGUUUCAAUGACAGUUAUACUGCGGAAGGUUCUUAAACAGCCUGAAGUCUCGACUAAAGGUCUUCAGACCCUCUCAAUCUGAGUCUCUAGCGGGCGACUAACCUCCACCGGAGUAAACAGAAUGAGGCCUUAACAAACAAAACCUCCACUACCGGAGUAAAUCCGGUACAGAAUAGUGAGUUGGCUCCUCGACUAAAGUCACCAACUCCCUACCUUCAAUCAAGGAUGCUCUAUCAACCUAGGCAGAUAUUCUCAUUCUAGGUUAAAGCAGAAACAACAGGAAUUUGAUCAGGAUUCAAGUCAUUCAAUCAUUCAAACCUCAAUUGAAUAUAAUCAAAUCAUAGAAUCAGUACUUGGGUUCAUACAAUCAAUCCUAACAUACAAAUCUAGGGUUCUCCAUACCCAGAUGAAUGGGAGAACUACUCCAUGGAGAAAGAAGCAAAAGCAGAAUCAGACGCGGAAUUCAUACUGUGAAGGAUGGAUCCUGCUCCUGGACGUUGAUCGGCACUUCUCCAAGCUCAAACUGGCCUCCAAUGGUGUUGAAGAUCAAGCUAGGGCACUUGAAGACUCUUGUUCAUCGCUUUCUCUCUCUAGGAAUCGUUCUCUCUCUCUAAAACUCCAAUCCCCUUCUGUUUGGCUGAAAAUCUGCUUAAAAGGGCAUCACUGGCCAAAGCACGGUCGAGGGCACGGCCGUGCUUUGCCUCAGCCCGCCCGUGCUUUGGCUAGUGUUAAUUACACGGCCAGUGCACAGGGAGAAACACGGCCUUGCUUUGGUGGAACACGGUCGUGCUUUGGUGGAACACGGCCGUGCUUUGUGCCCGUGUUUUGGCUUGAUUUUGCCAACUCGAAUUAGCUCUCGGCAGUAAAAGCACGGCCACAAAACACGGCCGUGUUCUGUUUUAGGUGUGCCCGUGUUUUGGCUCCAGCUCGACGAAAUGACUUCCGAAUGCCCCGAAACUCGUGCUUAGCCUUCCCUUUGACGUCUGGGACUUGAAAUAUGACAAAAUAGCACAACCCGGCGUAAAAUAGGCCAAAAUACACGACUAUGACAAAAUACACGACUAAGUACUGAUUUGGGCCAAUUUAUUUUCGGAUGGCAUUUUCGUAACUUUUUGGGCGACGAAAGGACAUUUUCUUUGGAUUUUGAAGGCUACUGAACACAGAUUCGGGUUGAGGCUUUUCUUCAACGAUGAUUAAGUCCAUUAAGCAACGAUUUGGAAGGAUUUAUUCCGGGUCAAUUUUUGGCAGAUUCCAAAGGGAUAUCAUCACAAAUAUCAGGCAAUUUUUUCGAAAUGCCAUUUGCUUUCGAUUCUGGAGGAUGCAGAUCACGGAAUCAGGCCGAGGCUAUUCUCCAUCGAUAAUGAAGUCUAUUGAUCCUAUUCUUCAUGGAUGAUAAGUACAUUAAGCACUGAUAUGGGCCAAUUUAUCUUCAGAUGGAAUUUUCGUAAUUCUUUGGGCGACAAUAGGGCAUUUUCUAUGGAUUUUGAAGGCUAUAGAUCUCGGAUUCGGCCUGAGGCUAUUCUUCAACGAUGAUUUAAUCCAAUAAGCACCAAUUUUGGCGGAUUUAUUCCGGGUCAAUUUUUGGCAGAUUGCAAAGGGGUAUCAUCACCGAUUUUGGGCGAUUUUUGCCAAAUGCCAUUUUCUUUCGAUUCUGGAGGCUGCAGAUCACGGAAUCAGGCCGAGGCUAUUCUACACCGAUAAUGUAGUCAAUUGAUCAUAUUCUCCACGGAUGAUAAGUUUAUUAAGCACCGAUUUAGGACCAAUUUAUUUUCGGAUGACAUUUUCAUAAUUUUUGGGGCUACGAAAGGCCAUUUUCUUUGGAUUUUGAAGGCUACAGAACACGGAUUCGGCCUGAGGCUAUUCUUCAACGUUGAUUAAGUCCAUUAAGAACCGAUUUGGCGAAUUUAAUUCGGGUCAAUAUAUGGCAGAUUCCAAAGGGGUAGCAUCACAGAUUUCGGGCUAUUUUUCCGAAAUGUCAUUUUCUUUCGAUUCUGGAGGCUGCAGAUCACGGAAUUAGGCUGAGGCUAUUCUCUACCGAUAAUGAAAUUUAUUAAUCCUAUUCUCCACGGAUGAUAAGUCCAUUAAGCACUUAUUUGGGCCCAAUUUAUUUUUGGAUGGCAUUUUCGUAAUUUUUUGGGCGACAAUAGGCCAUUUUUUUGGAUUUUGAAGGCUACAGAUCACGGAUUCGGGCUGAGGCUAUUAUUCAACGUGGAUUAAGUCCAUUAAGCACCGAUUUGGGAGGAUUUAUUCCCGAUCAAUUUAUUUUCAGAUUGCAUUUUAGUAAUUUUUUAAGAGACGAAAGGCCAUUUUAUUUGGAUUUUGAAGGCAAAAGAUCACGGAUUCGGCCUGAGGGUAUUCUUCAACGAUGAUUAUGUCCAUUAAGCACCGAUUUGGGCGGAUUUAUUCCGGGUCAAUUUUUGGCAGAUUCCAAAGGGGUAACAUCACUGCUUUUGUGCGAUUUUUACGAAAUGCCAUUUUGUUUCGAUUCUGGAGGCUCAGAUCACAAAAUCAGGCAGAGGCUCUUCUCCACCGAUAAUGAAGUCUAUUGAUCCUA
Messenger RNA from Linum trigynum, 3831 nucleotides. The record is from the annotation of a GenBank genome assembly. Lineage: Eukaryota; Viridiplantae; Streptophyta; Magnoliopsida; Malpighiales; Linaceae.